CCAGGCUGCUUCUGAUCAUGGCCAUUUCCAAAGCAUUUGGACUGGAAUUAGUUGCUGGAUUGGGCCACCAUGAACGUCCGUCACAGGGAGACCUGGCCUUCAGAGAGGGCAGCCUUCGGUCCCAGGAGGAGCCUGCGAUUCGUCAUCGGCCUUUCCAGUUGGUGCCACCCGUGAGAAUCCAGGACAGUAAGGAGCUCAACAAAACCUGCUGCCUGAACGGGGGGACCUGCAUGCUGGGGUCCUUCUGCGCCUGCCCCCCCUCCUUCUAUGGACGGAACUGUGAGCAUGAUAAGCGAAAAGAGAACUGUGGGUCCGUGCCCCACGACACCUGGCUGCCCCGGAAGUGCUCCAUGUGCAAAUGCUGGCACGGCCGGCUGCGCUGCUUCCCUCAGACAUUCCUGCCCGGGUGCGAUGGCCACGGGAUGGACGAGCACCUCGCGGCUUCCAGCGCCCCAGAACUAACGCCAUCCGCAGGCGCUGCUCUCAUGCUGGCUGGCACCUGCCUUGCUCUACAAAGUUCAUAUUAA
Messenger RNA from Myotis brandtii (Brandt's bat), 527 nucleotides. RefSeq names its product teratocarcinoma-derived growth factor 1 (gene CRIPTO). Bases 18 to 527 code for a protein of 169 amino acids. Lineage: Eukaryota; Metazoa; Chordata; Mammalia; Chiroptera; Vespertilionidae. The record is from RefSeq and is a predicted model, not a curated record. The transcript has 5 exons.